Heteronotia binoei (common prickly gecko) is the source of this 1500-nucleotide messenger RNA. RefSeq names its product cholesterol 24-hydroxylase-like. Gene Ontology annotation, biological process: cholesterol catabolic process. Bases 1 to 1500 code for a protein of 499 amino acids. Gene Ontology annotation, molecular function: cholesterol 24-hydroxylase activity; iron ion binding; heme binding. The record is from RefSeq and is a predicted model, not a curated record. Lineage: Eukaryota; Metazoa; Chordata; Lepidosauria; Squamata; Gekkonidae. The transcript has 15 exons.
AUGGAUGCACUGGAGACAAUCUGGGUCUUGCUGCGUCUCUUACUCGCCAUGGCCCUCCUGGCCUUUGGCUUUUAUUGCUGCUACAUAAAAUAUAUCCACAUGAAAUCUGAUUAUAUCCCUGGUCCUCCAAGGUCAAGCUUUGUCUUUGGACAUGCGGCAAUCCUCUUGAGAAUACUUAAAAACAAAGAACUAUUUCAUGAAUACAUUCAGCAGUGGGCUGAAGAAUAUGGACCAAUUGUGCGGCUUAACAUUGGGCACAGAAUCAUUAUAAACGUAAUAAGCCCUGAGGGAGUAAAGGAAUUCCUCAUGUCACCACAAUAUCCAAAGGACCAAUUUAUUUAUGGUGCUGUUGCUUAUAUGUUUGGCGUAAGAGCUGCAGGUAAUGGUUUGGCAACUGACUGCAAUAUCAACCGUUGGCACAAGCAGAGGAAAAUUAUUGAUCCAGCUUUCAAGCAAACUUACAUAAGAAGUUUGAUUGGAAUCUUCAAUGACAAAGCAGAAGAGCUUAUGAAGUUGAUGGAAGAAAAAAUGAAUGAAGAGAUGGAGGUGAAUAUGACAAAACUACUGAGACGGGUGACUGUGGACAUCAUUGGAAAGGCAGCUUUUGGCUUGGAACUGAACACCCUGUGGGAUAACCACAACCCUUUUUUACAUGCAAUAAUCAUGAUCGUGAAAGGGAUAGACUGGGCACGGAAUCCUUUUUUUCAGUACAACCCAAAAAACAGAAAAGUUGUGGAAGAGAUUCGGGAAAGCGUGAGGCUAUUACGUCGUACUGGUAAGGAGUGUAUUGAAGAGAGGCUCAGGGCUGUCAGAAAUGGAGAGGAAACCCCUCUGGAUAUUCUCAAUAAAAUACUAGAGAGUGCAGUUCAGGAAGGGCAGUGCGAUGAAGAAAAUAUGCUGGACAAUUUUAUGACCUUCUUCCUUGCAGGUCAUGAAACCACUGGCUCUGUGUUGUCUUUCACUUUCAUGGAACUGGGAAGGCAGCCUGAAAUAUUAGCAAAACUUCGGGCUGAAGUCAGCAAGGUGCUGGGUGUGAAGAGAGACAUUAACUGUGAAGAUCUUAGCAAUCUCCGCUACUUAUCACAGGUUCUCAAAGAAGUCCAACGAUUGUACCCAGCUAGCCCAACCACUCUACGUUGGACAGGAACUGAAACCAUUGUUGAAGGGAUCAAAAUUCCAGCAAACUCCACCCUGAUUUUCAGUACAGCUGCCAUGGGACGCAUGGAAAAGUUUUUCAAAAACCCACUCACAUUUGAUCCUGACCGAUUUCAGAAAGACCAACCAAAGCCCUACUUUUCCUACUUCCCAUUUUCUCUGGGGCCUCGUUCCUGUAUUGGGCAGAAAUUCGCACAGAUAGAGGCUAAAGUGUUGGUGGCCAAAUUUCUGCAGAGGUUUGAAUUCCAGCUGGUUCCACCUCAGAGCUUUAAAGUUUUGGACACGGGAUUGCUUAGGCCACUAGAUGAUGUAGUAUGCAGAUUGACACCAAACAGCCAUUUGUAG